Molecule: messenger RNA, 1680 nt
Organism: Kwoniella botswanensis
Lineage: Eukaryota; Fungi; Basidiomycota; Tremellomycetes; Tremellales; Cryptococcaceae
Exons: 9
Coding region: 1-1680 (559 amino acids)
Cellular component (GO): Cdc73/Paf1 complex
Molecular function (GO): DNA binding; RNA polymerase II C-terminal domain phosphoserine binding
Source: RefSeq, a predicted model, not a curated record
AUGUCCGAUUUAGAAAAUGAAUUGCUCGGUUUAGCGGAGGACGAUCCCACUCGAAGACCAUUCAAGAAGAGACAUAAUUCGGGUGGUGUCGGAGGUGGAAAGAAGAAGAGCAAGGCUUUCGAAGAAUCGGAAUCAGAGGGUGAAGCAGAUAUGGAUCUCGAAUCCGAAUCUUCAGAUGAAGAAGAUGCAGUGACCAAAUUCGCAUCUAGCUCUUCUGCAGCUAACAACAGGAAUAAAGCGGGAGGAAGAGGUGUAGGAUCAAACCCGUAUCCUUUAGAAGGGAAAUACAAGGACGAGGCUGAUAGAGAAGCUCUUGAGAACCUUCCUGAAAUCGAGCGAGAAGAGAUAUUGGCUACAAGACUCGAAGAGAUGCAGAAAUUUAAAGAUUCACAAGCUCUUGAUGCGAUGUUCAAAACUAUUGGUGGGGAUGAUGAUGAGGAGGAUGAUGAGGGGCCAUCGAGGAAGAGAAGAAAACACACGAGUGUAACGAAGGAAGCUUCAAGGGCUAUGUCGGAUUUGAAAAAUAAGAGAAAAGCGAAGGAUGAACGAGCACAACGACGGGCAGCCAGACAAAGUCAAAAAAGACAUCGAUCCGCCUCACCCGGCUCGGAUCACUCGACAGAAGACGGAGAGAUCUCACACUCUCAAUCACAAUCGCAAUCACAAUCAUAUUCCCAGAGAUACUCUCCUACCCAUUCCCCAGGAUAUGACAACAAAAAGAAGAACCUUUCGCCGAGCAAGGACUCGAAAGAGGACUUGGACGGUGUACCUGCCAAUAGACAGGAGAUCAACUCGGCGAGGUUGAGUAGGUACGAGUUGGUUGAUAUGAUGUAUAAAGAUGGCUUCGAGGAGGUCGUAGUCGGUGCAUAUGUCAGAUUGAUGGCUGGAGAACCUGAUGAGCAAGGUAGACCCAAAUAUCGAAUACAUAGGAUCAAAGAAGUCGACACAUCAGAGAAAUUCGGCGCAUACAAUAUAGAGUACAAGGGACGAAAUGUCCGAGAUGCCAGAGGAUUAUUAUGUUCCUAUGGAAAGAUGACUAGGUUAUUCAGAAUAGCAGAUGUUUCCAAUGGUGAUUUCGAAGAAAAAGAAUUUUCGAGAUUUUCAAUGACGAAUAAAGUUGAUGGGGUGAAAUUACCAAAGAGGAGCGAGUUGAAAGAGAAACAUGAGGAGAUCAAAGCGUUGAGGGAUAGACCUAUGACUGAUGCCGAAGUAAAUCGACAAAUCAAUACUAGAAAAGCUCAUGACCCAUCUGCCAACAGAUCAGCCUUACUUAAAAUCUCUCAACUCCUGUCAACCAGGGAUCUCGCAACACGUCGUAAUGACGUUCACACAGUUGAGAUGAUAAAUAGUGAAAUCAUCAAAUUGGGUGGUGAUCCCGCUACGGGACAAUUGGUCAAUAAUGGUGAACAGUUGACGGAAGGAGAUGAUUAUGAAUUGAGGAUUCAGAAGAUCAACGAGAAUAAUAAGAGGAAAACGAAAGAGAUGAUGUUGAAGGCUCAUCAAGCUGCUUUGGCUAGGAAGAAAGCUGAAGAAGCUAUGAUAAAAGCAAAAGCCGCAACACCCGAAAUCUCAACGCCAAUCCCUAAACCUGAUGUACCCCCUGCGUCAGGUUUGAGAAAAGGUGAAACUCCCCAGGAAUACGUGGCUAGAACGAUCGAUCUUGAUUUGGGGGAUUUCUAG